AACUUGCGGUUCCAAGUAUAAUUAUAACGUAACAUAGACUAUAUCAAUAUAAACGAUAUUGUCACAUCUCUUAUCUCGUAUAAAAGUAUAUCCAUAUAUUUAAAAACUCGAUAUAUCGCCCAGUCCUAGAGUCUCAAGUGGCCAUUAAAAGAAUUACAGUUGGUAGAAGUUUGAUCGAGUUUUUCUUGAGUAAAUGCUACUCAUGUGGAAGGAAGCAUACACAUUGUAUCUUUCACUUAUCAAAGUGGUUUUCUGCCAGAGACAUAGAAAUGAACCAGGUCCUGUACGCUUGUUUGUGAAGAAGAAUUGAGCUGCAUUUUGAGCUAUGGGUGACAUGCAGAUGAUGUAAAAACACAGAUUUGAAAUUACUUUAUUAAUAGAGACACUUCAUGGGAUAAACUGUAUAACAGAUUGCAUACUGAAUACUGACUGUUCUUUGAUUUGAAACACUCUAUAAAAUAUAUUUGGUGUUACUCUGAUAACACGAGCUUUAGUUACAACUGUAUUAUUGCCAAAAUCUGUCUUAGUUUACUAAGAAUAUUCCAAUUUCCACUGGCUGACAUUCACAGGUCCCUGCAUCACUGACUAAUCUGCUUUUACAAGCUUCUUUUUUUUUCUUCCACGUACAGACUGUGUUUCAUCAGUGCAUUAUUCAUUAUACCACUGAAUAGAGAGGCUGUGGUUUAGCUAACAAUGAAAAAAGAUACAGUGUGGCCUUUGUGGCAGCUCUAUUAGAGGAUGGUAAAAUAAAUAAAGCACAGUAAUGACCUGUAAUUGGAUUUGUCAACCUGAUUUGAAAAGAAAAGCCAUGAUUUCCAUAAAACAUUUUGCAAAAUCAGUUAUCACUCAUCCAUUUAUCUACAGACACAAGCUAAUUUCCGCCUCGCUUUCUAUUUAAAAUCCUUUAUUUAUCAAUCCUUAACUUUUCGGGGGGGCCCUGAUUAUUUUGAAUGAUUCUUUUGAUAUAGUCAGUCUACUUGUUCUAGACUCCAGGAAGGUAAUCCCACUUUGUGUUUGUGUGCACGCUCGUCCAUAACAGAGAAAGUGGAGCCACAUCCAAAUGUUUACCACAUCAAUUUAUAAUAACUUAAAAGGAACAGAUGCUGUCAUAUAACAAAGUGUAGCUUUAAUAAAUAUAGCUGCUAUAGAGUCAGACCAAAACAAAGUUCAUCAGUCAGUUAAUCAAUAAAGAAUUUAAUGCUCUCUUCAGCCAAACUGUACUUCAGGUCAAGGUCACAUUUUUUGUUUUACGGUCAAUAACCUGUGAAUUGUGAUGGAUCAUGAACCAGAUGAUCUAGUCUGGUGGCUGCAAAUAGUGAUGAACAUUUUGAUCAAAACAUUGGACACUGUUUAUAGUUAAAGUUAUAAAGAUGCUCAUAGCUCCAAACCCUAAGCCCUCACUGUUAAUUACCUACAUACAGUUGGAUACUGCUGCAAGUGAUUGCACUGGAUGAACAAAAAAGCACCCUGCGUCAUAUGUCUCCAGUUAAAAUCUCUUCCCACAUAUAUACUGUAAUGAUAUUAUUUACGCAGUAUAUCAUUUUGAAGUCAUGAGUGUAAUCCCUGUGUUGUCCCUGUCUUCUCUAGUUGUCUAUAUUUGAGUGAUCUAUUCUGUAUAAAUAACUAUCCAAGUCACUUGAGGAGAGUAUAAAUUGACUAUAAAGUCUUUUGAAGAUCAAAGAAAACGUAUCAACUGAUACAAUCCUUUUUCUUAUCUCUACAGGCAGUCCUGGCCCACCAGAGUGGAUAUGCACCAGGAUAUUGAGGACAGUUUAGCAGCUUCGUCCAUCUCUCACGCAGGAGGCCCUCAGUCCCCUGCUCGCAGUGCUGAGAACCUGCUCAAUGGACAUCGCUCUAAGGCCAUGAUGGAGCUGGGCAGACGGGAAGAGAGCACGGUGACUGACUCUCCGGGGUCGGCACAGGGAGCGUGUGCUGCUGCUUCAGGUCCUGCUCCUGGCACCAUCAGGACUCCCACUCCCUCCACCUCAGCAGCAGCUAAGCAGCGAACCUGCCUGUUCAGAGUGGAGGAGGAUGAAGAGGAGGAGGAAGAGCAGGACCCGUCUCCCCUACCAACUCAGGUGAUCCUGCGGCGGAAGCCCCCCUCCAUCACCAACCGCCUUACGUCCAGGAAGAGUGCCCCAGUGCUCAACCAGAUCUUUGAAGAGGAGGGAGAGUCCGACGAUGACUUCGACAUGGAUGAGGGUCUGCCGCCCAAACUCAGCCGUCUCAAAAUGAACAUGGCCGGGAACGCCGGCACUCUGAGCUCGUCGUCGUCCCCGGGAUCCACGCAGAAGCGCUAUCAUCGGCGCAAGAGUCAGGGAAGGGGAUCGUCAUGCUCGAGCUCUGAGACGAGCGAUGAUGACUCCGAGAGCCACCGGAGGCGCCUGGAUAAAGACUCAGGCUUCAGCUACAGCUGGAACAGGAGGGACAGCAGUGAAGGGCCACCUGGCAGCGAGGGGGGGAACGGUGGAGGCAGCAGCUCAGGGCAGGGGAAGCCCCCCACUGAGGGAGGAGGGUCCUCUGGCCCAGACAGGGGGAGUCCUGGAGCGGGAGGUAACGGAGGAGGACAGAGUGGCAGUGGAGGAGGGGGGAGUGGGGGAGGAGGAGGGGGUAAUAAAGGACAAGACAGCCCUUCCAGUUGUUGUAACAACAGUAGCACUACUAACCCGUCCCUUGGCUCUCAGCCCCGGGCCUCGCGCACUGCAAGCCGCAGCGCUGAGCUGGUGGAGAGUCUCAAGCUGAUGAGCUUGUGCCUCAGCUCACAGCUGCAGCACCACCACGCUGGGAGAGGUGGUCGAGGGGGUGGGGGGAAAUUCAUCAUAGACCCCCAUAGCCUCUCAGGAGGGAGUGUGAAAAUCCAGGAGAAGUCCACCUGGAGGAUGUGCAUCGGGUCCACCGGGAGCCUGGACACCAUCACCCUCCCCACCACCACUAUCACCGGCCUGCCUCGCACCCAUGCCCCACAACACCAUCACAACCGCAAAACCGUGCCGCACAGCGGCCCGGGUGGCAGGAACACUCAUGGCAACCUGAGCACCCUGAAGAACAGCGUGAUUCAACUACCUCUGUGCGAGAAGACCAUCUCUGUCAACAUCCAGCGAGGUGGAGGCUCCAGGGAUGGCCUGCUCUGUACCUCAGCUCCAGCCAGCUGCUGCCAGGUCAUCUGAAGCUCGCUGUGGACCAUGACCCACCGACACCAAGUUUUCUCAGUCACUCUUCCCCUCCUGCUUCAGGUAGUUUCUUUGAACACUACUCUGCUUUUGAACCUUCCUGUCUAGUUUGCUGUAGCAGGUAGCUGAGCUCCCACAACCACCUGCCUCUCAGCUCACCACCUCUCCUGUCACUUUUUGUUCCGUGCCCUGCUCCCUACCAAUUGUUGGUGGUUAUAAAUGUCUAUUAGUGUUUUUAUGUUUUUCAUUAUAUUCUUGUUUUAUGUGUCCUGACUGCACUUUGACAUUCUAAAUGAUUUGUAUUAGAGCAUUUAAAAUAAGGAGGCUCGCAUUUAAAGUGGAUCUGUUCUGCUCAUUUCCAGCUUUGUGGUUUUUAUUCGUGGAUUCUAUUAGAGUGGCUUUGCAUGAGUCACUGUUUAAAAUAAUAAUUGCUUAUCAUUUUUAAUUUGACUGACUUCAUACUAGUUAGUUCACCCUCUGUCUGAAACAGUGUAAAAUAAGCUUCCGUACUGUUUCACGUAACAGCGCCUUUAUGAGAAAAGAAGGAAAAGCAGAAUAGGUCCACUUGAAGAGCAGAGCAUUAGGGCCACUGUGAAAAGCAUUUUGAGAAGUAUUUAUUGGAGUGUAAAUUAAAAAAAAAAAAAGGAAAAAUACCACGAGGUAAAAUUGUAAUUUUACAAACCUGUACAUAUAAAAGUUGUAACUGUAUGACAAAGUUGGGAAGAAAAAGUGAUUGUACUCUGAGAUAAAGUUUACAUUUUCUAGGAGAAGGUCAUUAUUAUAAUUAUAUUCCUGAAAACAUAUUACAAAAUCUUUCACUUUGUCAACCAAAGAAUGAAAGAUGGUUGAUAUAGACAAAGUUGAAUUUCUUAACAUUUUUGGCUCACUAUUUCUAACAAAAAUCCACAAUAAUAUCAGAAAUAGGUGAUAAUAAAUAUCAGCUGGAGCUGUUAAGAAGUAAUACUAACAGAUGGGUAAAUGGAACAAUGAAAUAACCUAUUUACAGUCAGCAUGCAGCAAAUGUACAGGUGCUAAAACAAACUUGUAUACAUUUGAUUCAUCCACUGUGACAAGAAGGUAAAUCAUUCUUUACAAAGGUCUUAAAUAACUGAUGUGCAGUUUAGUUUAGUCUGGAAGUCAGAAAUUUUGAGUGGCGUUGCAGCUUUCAGGAAGAUGUUCUUGGAAAACGUACUGCUUUUACACAACUCAAGGCUACAGUGACAGUUUGGUUUACAUUACCACUUUCAUGGGACCAGCUCACUCAGAAUGGUUGAUCAGUCUCAUAUAAGUACUUCAAGUAAAACAACAUUUAAAAAGGUUUACUGAAUGUAGUAGAAAUUUUCAGCUGUUUUUCAUUUGAGUGGGGGGGAAAAGCGCCUCAUUUUUCAUGGGGUCUAAAAUGAGCACAGCGUACACCUGUGGGUGUGGGAGGGGCUACUGGAAAUAAUUCAUCAAUGAUGGCAGAUUUCCAGAUUUAAUUGAUUUUCAGUAACAACUCCAAUUUGUGCUAACUGUGCUGCUAACAGCUGAUUCUUAAAAGUAAUUUAGUUCAAGUGUUGACCGAUUGGGUUCACAUUCACAAGACUGAGACACCGAAAAAGAAAAAAACUAAACAAAACUUCUCCAUGUCAGCAACAGAUUUGAUAAUCCCAGCAGACCCCCUGAUGUGAAUUUAAGAGGACAUCAGAGCAACAUGAAGUGGUUACAGCAGGCUCAAAGUGUUUAACACAGUUGUCAAUACUAAUUAUUUUAAAGAGCUGAAAUAUAUUUUUUGGCCUUUUUAAAGAGUAACUUCUUUCUCCUUUGACCUUGUAAAAUACUUAAUUUCUUCUUGAAAUGGCAAUUUUUGACUUCAUGGGGGUUUUUCACUUGUAAUAUUUUGAUCCUUUUCCUUGUAAAAUUAAAACUUUAGUCUCAUAACUUUUUCCGAUUCCCAUCAAAUCAAAGCUUCUUUCUCAAAGUAUCAGUGGUCCAAACACUCCAGGUGUAAAAAUCGAAAUAACAAGCACUUGUAGUUGCAGCUGUAGCGGGCAGCUGGCAGAGGAGAGGGACGGGGACGCCUGCUUAUUGAUACAACUCAAACUCACACUUCUCCCUCCUUUACGUCGAACCUUCGCUCCCCUCUGAACCUUAGCUGCCAGUGACAUCGCUGAUGAUAAAUAGAAAAACAUAAAGUGGAUUCCAUUCGUUUGAGUCCGUUCAGCGUAUCUGACCUCCUCUGUCCAUGGAGGCGAGAGGAGAUGGUGGCUUUUCACUCCACUCUGGGCUCUGUAUUGCACUCAGACAAUCUGUUUUCUGUUCUUUUUUAAGAACCAUGUAUCCUCUGCUGAAUUGAGCUCGGUGCAAACUGUUGGUCAUAACCCUUUAAAUCUGUACCAGUGUCUCUUUACAGAGGCGGCACGCUUUCAGCUUUUAAAUAACACACACACAGAAGCUGGUGGGAAGAAGUGUGUGUGUGUGUGUGUGUGUGUGUGUGUGUGAGGGCAGCAUUGCAUUGAUACUGUAGCAAGAUGAACAAACAGGUUUGGAAGAGUUCCUGCUGACCACACAUUCAAAAAUGAGGUGUUCUUAUUUUUUUAUUCACAUGAUUUUGUGUUGUUUAUUGACGGAACAUAUUGUGUUUGCCUGCCAUUAACCCAGCUGCUGCUGCAAGAGACAUGCAGCUGCUUAACCCUGAAGAAUGAUCAGAAUUUCUGCAGCAACUCCUCCUAAAACAUGCUCCGACGUUCAUCUCAGUAACACACACUUCUCGUGCCUUUCUUUUAAACAGAAUCUCUCAGCGCAGGCUUGAAAAAAGUAGCUCCUCUGACUAUGUUGAACCUCGUUUAGCAAGAACAACCUCCAUGUUUCCUAACGCUGUUUCUGAUGGUGCCUUCACACCAAAAGCAAAGAAAAAUUUCAUGCUGGACAAACGUUUCUGCAAAACAUCUUCUAGAACUGGCUGUGUUUUCAUCACAUACCGUGAGGCUUCAUAUUUCUGUGAUGUCAGCAUUAAACAGUAGUCUUCUCGCCAAAACACCUCAGGCUAAAAUCAGAUUUUUUGUUAUUAUUUUGCCAUAUCAACCUCAUUGUGGACUGCUGCACUGAUAUUCUCUUCUAAAUGUGUAGAAGAGAAAAAUACCAACAUUUAUUUCAUACAUUAGUAGUGGAAUAAAAGUACUUGGUUACAUCAGAGCCCUUGUAGAUUUAAGUCUUGGCACCUCUUUAAUAAUCCAUUUAAUUUGAAGUCCCCAUCUGAAUUUGCUUUUCCCCAGAUAUAAAAACCAGUCACCAGGCAAGACAAAUAAACACCGCUUUAAAACUUUGGUGACUUCGCCCUGUUACCCUGCAGUUAUCUUUGUACUGUGCAUGCAGCAUGUAGCAUGCAUGCAGCAUGUUUUUCCUAUGUAGCUCUAGGCAGAUGACCGGCCCUCCUUAGUUUGGUUCAACUGGAUGUUUCUUCCUGUUAAAAAGGAAAUUUUCCUUCCCACCAUCGUUUGUUUGCUCAUAGGGAAUUAACAGAUUGCUGGAGUUUUCUCUCUAAUAUUGUCGGGUUUUAACAGUAUAAAGCAACUUGAGGUGACUGUUAAGAUUUAUUCAUCAUGCCCUCUGUAGUGGACAAAAGUUAAACUGAAAGAUACUUUCCCCCCCCUCGGAUAUAGAUGAAACACAACUUUGUAAAUUGUUGCUUGGCUCUAUGGGCUUAGGAGCAGAAUUCAUAACUCUCACAUUUCUGUUUCUAUAUUCUCUGAAUGCCGUCACGUUCCUGGAUGUCAUAUCUGGUUACGUUGUAGCUGAAUGAGAAAUUAUCCAAAAAAAGAGAGACUGAUGAGAAGAGAGAGGGGAAAAAACAAACACCUUCAUUGCAUUAUUGUCGUACGUUUCUUCUUCAGGGCAUCCAGCAGCCAAAACCAUGUUGCUCCCUCCACUGUGCUUCAGUUGGGAUGAUUUGUUGAAUGUCCAAGAUGUUUUACACUUUUUUUGUUUUUCGUAAACAGCAUCUAUCUGUUAAAAGAUUUCUUAAUUGCUGACAUUGGACACUUUAAACAAAGGUUUUAGUCAUUUUAGGUGUGUUUCUGUGUUCGGUUUUGUAGACAGUUUGUCUUAAAUGAUACAUGUCAGUCAGCAAGCUGUGAUUGAAGAAAGGGGAAAAACCCCAUCGUCAGUUUGUGCCUUUUAAUAGGAGCUGCAUCUCUACAAACCAUACACCGGCUCCAUACAGAAACACCUGAAAUUACGAGUUUGUGUGUGUUACUUCAGUCACACCGCGUUUGUCUGCAAUUGUGACUGAGAUGAAAGUCGGAGCACGUUUUGAGGAGUGGGUGCAGAAGUCGUGCUGUUUCUUACGGGUUAAUCACUGUUGUCCUGCAGCCGUGGUCCUGCCCGCGCUCACGGCCCCCCCCCCCCCCCCAAAGUUAAGUGUACAUGAGGGUGCAGCGUAUGUAUAUACAGUGAAAAAGAAAGUUUAUUUUUUCAAAACUUGUACAUUUUUUUGAGCAAUCUGAUGUUUGAAAAUGUUUUAUUUUUUAUGAUGGGUGAGCGGGUGUGAAGCUUUGAGAAGCGCGUGCCCUGGGUAAACCGGCAGGAAGCGCGCACGAGACAGAGCCUCGCACCUUCCGGCUUUCGGAGCUGGCUGUAAAGACAAACAAACGAAAGUAAGAGAGAGGAAAGGGAAAAUGGGGGAACUCUUUAAGGGCAUUGGCAAUAAGCUAUACCGUGUGUUGCAGCUAUCUGUACAGAAACACUUCAUUAGUUUCUUUUUUUUUAGAUUCCAAACUCGUGCAGCGUCACACAGCAGCUGCUUCAGACUCGGAAAAAAAAUGAAAAACAAGGAAUGUUCUAAAUAUGUUUUCUCUCUUUGGUUGUCGUCUGAGAUUCGUUUUUAAAAACCAAAUGUAAAUAGAGUUGUAAAUACGGUGCUCUUUCUCUUUAUCUAGAACAGCCGAGUGAACCUUUUGGUGCAUAGCUGUACAGUAAUCUAGCCUUAUGAUAAUUACUGUAGUAAAACCGUAUGGGUGUCUCAGCUAAAAAUAAAGCUGUGUGAGGAAAAACGAUCCGAUUCUGUUCAUACCGUCGAGUCUGUUUGACUGUUGUCUUACUCAGCUGUAUCCAGGUGAAUGACGUGCAUGUGUUUCAAUGUUUGACAUUCAAUGACACUGAGGAGAGAAUCAGGCAGAAAUGUAACCGGACCAAAAAGCAACAGAAGAAGAAGAAAAUGGUUGAGUUGGAACUGACAGAUUUUCAGUGUAUUAUUCUGUAGUUGAUACCUGUUGUCAGAUGUUACAUAUAGCUAUGGUAAUAUCAAAAAAUAAAAUGUGGAAAACUGUCUGUUACA
Molecule: messenger RNA, 8484 nt
Organism: Haplochromis burtoni (Burton's mouthbrooder)
Lineage: Eukaryota; Metazoa; Chordata; Actinopteri; Cichliformes; Cichlidae
Product: SNF-related serine/threonine-protein kinase-like
Exons: 3
Coding region: 1749-3167 (472 amino acids)
Source: RefSeq, a predicted model, not a curated record